AAUUUUUUGAAGAAUCUCGGCGAACCCACGUGAAUUUAAUGAACCAUCAAUAAACAAUGUAACAUUUGUUGUGAUAUUUUUUUAGGUUUGAAAAAAUGUUUUUUCGAAAUUGGUAUCGUUAUUUGAAUAUUAACCGAAUUGAAUCGAAACAUUUUUCCACUUUAAGAGCUAAUAUUGCAUUAAAUAUAUCGAAAAAAUUUGAAAAUGUUUCCCUCAUCAAUUUUCCAUUGAAAAAAUCCCCAACAUUUAAUCUAUCCGAAUUUGUCGAUAUUAAAAAUGCCCAUAAUCGCUGCCAUCAGGAACAUUUGGAUGAUAAUCCAAAUUAUUAUCCUAGCGUUACUACGAUAUUGAAUCAAACAUUAUCACCGGAAUCAUUGGCGGCGUUGAAAAAAUGGGAAACUGAAAAAAUCAAGCAAUUUGGUAUGGAAGGAUUCGAAAGAUAUCGCAAAGAACUAUUACUGCGUGGACGAUGGUUACAUAAUAAUAUUCGAACCUAUUUAGAAACGAAUGAUACGUCUGGUUUAAAAAUCUCGACCAAAACACAAGAAAAUAUGUGGAAAAGUAUUGAAAAUGUUUUGCCAAACAUCAAUCGAUUGUAUGCAUCUGAAAUGGUCGUAUAUCAUCCGAUAUUAAAAUUUCGUGGAAUUCUCGAUACAAUUGCUGAAUUUCAUGAAAUACCAGCUGUGAUUGAAUGGAAGACAUCGGAAAAAUUACGACCAACAAUUGCACAUACAUAUGAUAAUCCUUUACAAGUUGUUGCCUAUUAUUCUUGUCUACAAUUCAAUGAUGAUUUGAAAUCGAAAAAUCAAAAUACCAAGAUUGCAAAAGAAAUUCUAUUGAUAAUUGCCUAUGAAGAUGGUUCAAAAGCAAAUGUUCAUAUUAUUGAACCAUCAUUACGUAUGGCGAUUUGGCGUAAAUUUCUACAAAGACUUGAACAAUAUUGGAUUAUGGUUGCAAAUCAAUCGAAUCAAUAAUUUUUUUUUCUAUUCAUUAAUUGUAUAAAUGAAUCUGGUCUUGUAGAUAUUGUUUAAAGGAAUUGAUUCAUUUUCAAAAUAAUCAAAUUAAAAUAAAAUUGCUUAAAAGCCAGGCAACUGGGAAUGGUGAAUUUCAAUUUUUUUUUAGUUUUGUUUGAUAAAGUUUAGUGAAUUUUUUGCUUGUUUUUGAAAUUAAUUUUUGAAUAGUAUUAUUAAAUGGACAAACGCAAAUAUACGAUUAUGGCAGCCGUUACCGCAGCCGUAUUUGGAGCAAUCGGCUAUUACUAUUAUCAAAAAGAGAUUCUAUUGAUGAGGCGUUAAAAAAAACGGCCGAUACGAUCAAAAAUCAAGCCGAUGUGGUGAAACAAAAGACCGAUAAUGCACAGAAGAACAUCCAGGAAGCAAUGAAAGAAUUGGAGAAAAAUAUUCCGGAUAAAAGUCAAAAGACUCCAAAACUUUCAUCAAAAAAAUGAAA
This is a messenger RNA of Dermatophagoides farinae (American house dust mite), 1449 nucleotides long. Its product is annotated as mitochondrial genome maintenance exonuclease 1. Gene Ontology annotation, biological process: mitochondrial DNA replication. NCBI's taxonomy places the organism in Eukaryota, Metazoa, Arthropoda, Arachnida, Sarcoptiformes, Pyroglyphidae. Gene Ontology annotation, cellular component: mitochondrion. Gene Ontology annotation, molecular function: single-stranded DNA exodeoxyribonuclease activity. The record is from RefSeq and is a predicted model, not a curated record.